Molecule: messenger RNA, 3780 nt
Organism: Ipomoea nil (Japanese morning glory)
Lineage: Eukaryota; Viridiplantae; Streptophyta; Magnoliopsida; Solanales; Convolvulaceae
Product: formin-like protein 5
Exons: 7
Coding region: 538-3324 (928 amino acids)
Biological process (GO): actin cytoskeleton organization; actin nucleation
Molecular function (GO): actin filament binding
Source: RefSeq, a predicted model, not a curated record
CUUGUCUUGGUCAACUUACGCGGUCUAGCAAACCCCUGUUCUUGACUGCGUCGCUAUUUGCUAUUUCCUUUAAUUCAAAGUUUAUGCUUAGGGAGCUUAUUUUGUUUAAUGAUCUGUUCAUGCUCAGAUAUAUCCAACUGGACGACUUUUGAGUCAAACAAGGGGUUUUUAUUGGUUGUGUGGGUAGGCAAGUUUUGUUCGAUCCAGUUUGUUGGAGUUAUUCUCAUCCUGCGCAUUCCAUUUUUGGCUUUUUGAUUCCGAAGUUUAGAAUUUCACGAGAGAAAAGGAUAUUUUGGGGUGCGGGGUUGACUACACAAUUUGAUUUUUAGUUGAAAUUUAGCAGUGGGUCGCAAAGGUUUCUUAUGAAGAGUCUAGGAUUGAGGCAUCUGUAGUUGUUGCUUAUUGGACAUAUAUUUCUGUUUGGUGGUUAUCUGUGAGAAGACCUGAGGUUUAGGGUUUUCUAGGAUUCUUGGGAUUGAUUUUUCUGAUGAUCGAUGAAAAGCAUUGAGUGGGAUUUGGAAGUUGAUUCAAGACCAAAUGUGUAUUCACAGAGUACUUCUGUUAGUUUUGUCUGUGAUUCUGAUUGUCACUUUGGAAGGAGCAAGUCAAGAGACCAAGAGGCCAGAAGAAGAUUUAUUAGCCAGUCUAAUCAACUCAGGGGAUAUAAAUCAUGAUGAGGCUGAGCUAGUAUGGCUAAACUGUAGGAUAGAGUUGAUAAAUGCCAAGGAAGCAGUUGAAGAUCUUGAACUUUUUGUCCAAGAGGGACAGUACAGUGGGAAGAAUGAAAUCAUUUCUAGAAGAAGGCAACCGACCAAAACAGACAUGCAGAAAUAUGAGAGUCUUGUGCAUCCACUGGUGAAACAAACCCUUCUGGAUUGUUUACAGAAGAACAAUCUUGAAUUUCUUGUCUCUGGGGAGGAAACGGGCUCAAAAACUUGGUAUACGUGGUUUUUGGAUUUUUUAUUUGCUAGGCUUGAUACUCCCAAACGACGAGAAUUAGUUCAGAACUCUGGAGAAGCACCUGCACCGGCCCCCAUAGAAGCAUCACCUGGUCCAAUUUCUGAUUCUCAACCACCCACUUUGCCUCCAAAGGCUCCAAUAGUGCCAUUCUUUCCACCUUCUAACAGUUCAAGCCUGCAACCUGUAGCUAGUGAGCCUUCUACUUCAGGUGCGCUAUCAGAAGAGCAAACUAGCAAGCACAGAACAGUGGUUGUCGCUGUUACUGUGACUGCUACAGUGACACUAUUUGUGGUUGCCCUACUGCUUUUAUGCUAUUACAAGGUUUGCAAGGGUGGAUCCAGAAAGGGACAAAAUGAUGAGAGGCCUCUAUUGUGCUUAAGCUUAAGUGACUACCCUAUUGUUUCGGACUGUUCAGGGAAAUCGUUUGCUUCAGGAAAUUCAUUGAACAAUGAAAAAGCUGGUAACCAUUCACUUAAUCACCUGUCUGGAGGCAAUUUCUCCACGAAUCACCACUUCAGUGGCAAUUCCUUCAUGGAACCCCAGACAUCCAGUACCUCUAAAAUGGAGGUUCCAUUAGGAGCUGUUUCCUCUGCUGCUGUCACCUCAGUAGCGGUUUCUGGACAAUCAGCACCUGGACAGUUGGGCAUGGCUGGGCUACCUCCACUGAAGCCUCCCCCUGGGAGGGUAAAUCCCCCUGUGGCUCCAUCAGCCAAAGUAGGGCUUCCUGUUUCCCCUUCUCCGGCUAAAACAGCCCUCGUGCCUCCCACUCCUCCAGCUAAAGCAGCUCCCACGGUUCCCCCUCCUUCAGCUCCCGCUCCUCCCCCUUUACCACUAAGGCCGUCCACUGGCGGCCCACGUCCUUCCCCACCUGGGCCACCACCACCUCCUGUACCUUCUGGUAAGGCUGGUCCACGUCCACCACCACCGCCAGCUCCUAUGGGCUUGAAGCCACCUCAGCCACCACCUGUUCGACAAAGUCAUUCUUCAACAAGUGCUACUGGAGAGGGAGCGGCCGAUGGUCCAAAAACAAAGUUGAAGCCUUUCUUCUGGGACAAGGUCCUAGCCAACCCUGACCACUCAAUGGUUUGGCAUCAGAUAAAAUCAGGAUCCUUCCAGUUUAAUGAAGAGAUGAUAGAGAGUCUAUUUGGUUAUGCUUCUUCUGAUAAAAACAAGAAGGAGACCAAGAAAGACAAUCCAUUGCAAGAUGCUUCUAACCAGUAUAUUCAAAUUAUUGAUCAAAAGAAGGCACAGAACUUAGCAAUUAUUCUAAAAGCUUUAAAUGUGACAACUGAAGAAGUUUGUGAUGCUCUUAAGGAAGGACAUGAGCUUCCAUCAGAAUUGCUUCAAACUUUGCUGAAGAUGACACCAACAUCUGAGGAAGAGCUGAAGCUGAGGCUCUAUAAUGGAGAGCUUUCUCGACUUGGGCAUGCUGAGCGGUUUCUGAAAGUCCUAGUUGACGUUCCAUUUGCCUUCAAGAGGCUGGAAUCAUUGCUUUUUAUGUGCACCUUUCAGGAGGAGGCAUCCAUGGUUAAAGAAUCAUUUGCAACCUUGGAGGCUGCUUGCACAGAACUCCGCAAAAGCAGGCUGUUUCUCAAACUGCUAGAGGCAGUUCUAAAAACAGGAAAUCGCAUGAAUGAUGGAACAUACCGUGGUGGUGCACAGGCAUUCAAACUUGACACACUACUAAAGUUAUCAGAUGUGAAAGGGACAGAUGGAAAGAUUACACUGUUGCACUUUGUUGUUCAGGAGAUAAUCCGCUCUGAAGGCGUACGAGCUGCAGGUGCCACGACUGAUGAGCCAUCCCAGGAUUUGGAAGAGUAUCAUCGAACCCUUGGUCUACAAGUUGUGUCAGGUUUAGGUAAUGAGCUUGAGCAUGUGAAGAAUGCUGCAGUGCUAGAUGCGGAUAGCUUAACAACAACAGUUGCCAGUCUUGGUCGUGCGUUAGUAAAAGCCAAGAGUUUCCUAAAUUCAGUGACGGACCAAGUGGGUGAAGACGAUGGGUUUAUCCAGACACUAAAGAAUUUUGUGCAGAAUGCUGAAGUUGAUGUGAUGUGGUUGCUUGAAGAAGAGAAGCGGAUCAUGUCUCUAGUUAAGAGCACCGGUGAUUACUUCCAUGGAAAUGCUGGGAAGGAUGAAGGCCUGCGGUUAUUUGUUAUAGUUCGUGAUUUUCUGAUAAUACUAGAUAAGGUAUGCAGAGAAGUUGGCGCUGCAAAAAUGAAGACAAAAUGGACUCCACGGAAAGAGAAUAUGGCAGUUGCUUCUUCAGAACCACGACAAUCUCCUCCUCCCGAUCCUCGUCAUAAACUUUUUCCAGCAAUCACUGAUAGGCGAUAUGACAGUUCCAGCUCUGAUGAUGAGGCAUAGCUAUAUCAAGUGUGCAAGUCCUGACUCCUGACCUAUUUUAGUGGUUGGUCACACUCUGAUCUGCAAUAAUUUGAGGUAUUAUGUUAUAAUCAGUGUCAGAACCCUGUGUUUAAACAUUUACUUGGUUCAUUCUAUUUUAAGUGAGUGCAGAGAUGUAGGAGCAGGUAAAAAGAUGGGUAUGAUCUUUGAUUCGUUGCACGACAAACUUCUGUGGUACGAGGAUGAUCUGCAACUGUAAGAUUGCGGUCUUCAGGUCUUUUGCUGCAAUAGGUAGAAAAAUUAACUUGGCAUAUCCUCUCCCCCUUGUAAUUCUUAAUUUUGUUUUUAAUUGUUUAUUUGAUUGUGUAAUUAAGCAAGGUAGUCUGGCCAUUAUUUAGCAAUCCUAGCCAUGUCUUGAAAGAAAUGAUGACUUUUUCACCAGCAACUUGUAGAUGAUCUGAUUAUAUUCUUUGCCUC